Molecule: messenger RNA, 570 nt
Organism: Scaptodrosophila lebanonensis
Lineage: Eukaryota; Metazoa; Arthropoda; Insecta; Diptera; Drosophilidae
Product: odorant receptor 43b-like
Exons: 3
Coding region: 1-570 (189 amino acids)
Biological process (GO): detection of chemical stimulus involved in sensory perception of smell; sensory perception of smell
Cellular component (GO): plasma membrane
Molecular function (GO): odorant binding; olfactory receptor activity
Source: RefSeq, a predicted model, not a curated record
AUGUGUCUGCUUAAGGCUCGAGUGAAGCGCUUGGGAGAAAUAAAUGUGGACUUGGAUUGGUGGAGCAAUUCAAAUGUCACCCAUGCGGAAUUGGUUAAAUGCAUCAAAGCUCAUAAAAUUAUUUUACACUUAUACGAUGUGCUUCAACCUGUUAUAUCGCGCAUCAUCUUUAUUCAGUUCAUUAUGUGCGGCUCUAUAUUGGGGAUUGCUACAAUAAACAUUGUGGUUUUCGCAGAUUCUUCGACGCGUCUUGCCAUAUUGGGCUACAUGUUGGCGGUUGUAAUGCAAUCCUUUCCACUUUGCUAUUAUUGUAAUUGUCUCAUAGACGAUUGCAACGAUUUGGCCGAUACAUUGUUCCAUUCGUCAUGGUACCAGCAGGAUCAGCGAUAUAAGAAAACUGUUGUGCUAUUUUUACAAAAGUUGCAACAGCCCCUGACUUUCACAGCGAUGAAUAUAUUUGAAAUAAAUUUGGCAACCAACAUAAAUGUAUGGCCCGUAGCUAAGUUCGCUUUUACCAUCUAUGCGCUAGCCCAGGGCAUGAAUUUGAACGAAAAGUUACAAAAAAUAUGA